Molecule: messenger RNA, 2640 nt
Organism: Vigna unguiculata (cowpea)
Lineage: Eukaryota; Viridiplantae; Streptophyta; Magnoliopsida; Fabales; Fabaceae
Source: RefSeq, a predicted model, not a curated record
AUGCUUCAUGAGUUUGGACAUGUUGAUCCAAUAUUUUUCGCUAUUUUUGGUGAGGAAUUAGGACCCGUUUGGCACUUGGAAGAUAUUGAAGGGAAUCAACAUCAGUUAACCUUUGAUAUGGAUGUGAAUCAUCCCGUUCUCACGGAUGUAUCGAAAGAAAAUGUUACGCCAGAUUCAACUAGCAAAACCAACUUAUCUCUCAAUGAAGAUACAAACGUGCAGAAUAAAAGAAUUCAAUCUACUAUUAGAAAGCCAUUUUCCGAGUUGACAUAUUGUGAACUUGAACAAAAUAAUGGGAAAGCUGCACGAAGAAGAAGGAAACUUAUUAUAAAUCAGAAGUUGGCAGAUAAAAGAUUUCAUGGUUCUACAUCCAUUGGAUCUACCAAUGCUCCAAUUUUGCAAAAUAGCAACAGUAACAACACAGGUUUACAAUUUUGUCAGCCUUCUCGGAAGCAGGCUAUUAGAUCUAUUUCGAAGAUAUUGGAUUUUGACAAUAAUUCUGAAGAAGAUGAAAAUGAUGAUAACAUAAUUGGACAUUUCAAAUUUGAUUUGUAUUCAAAAGCUGAAAUUCAAGGAAAUGUUGAUGUUGGGGAGUGUUCACUUGAGUGUCCCUAUUGUCAAGCUCAACUGUGGUCUGAUAGUCAGCAAUCCAUAUUUGAUAAAUCAUUGAUCGAAGAAUUGAAGAAAAUGAUUGACAAACACAAUGUACUUGCUCAAACAUUCAGAAGAGUAAGAGAUUUUAUACAUGAUCAUGAACAAUCAGAUUUUGGAUUGAGGUUAUUUAGACAUCGCUUUAAGGAUCCUAGAGUAUAUAAUACACCAGUAGCAGAUGAAGUGGCAGCAUUGAUUGUUGGUGAUUUGAGUACCUUAGAUGUAGGAAGGGACAUCAUUGUCAAGAAAGAUGGUUAUCAAGAGGAUAUUCUAAUUAGAGAUUGUCAAAAAUAUGGACAAAGUAGAAAGAGAAUUCGCAUUUCUUUACGAGAAUUCAUUGCUUUCAGAAUACAAGAUAGAAAGGUUGAAUUUGUGGAUACAUACACCAUGAUUGAAGCCCAAAGGUUGUCUUUUAUACGAAAUAAUCAAAAACUCAUUCGUUCAGAUAUUCUGAAUGGGUUACAAGAAGCUGUUAACAAAGGUGAAACUGAUCCUUCUUCCAUUGGUAAGCGUAUUGUUCUUCCAGCUUCAUUUACAGGUGGUAUGAGAUAUAUGUUCAAUAAUUGCCAAGAUGCUAUAGCAAUUUGCAAGAGGUAUGGCUAUCCAGAUUUGUUUAUAACAAUCACAUGUAAUGUAAAUUGGCCUGAAAUUGUUGAUUUUGUCAAAUCAAGAGGAUUAACUGCUUUAGAUAGGCCGGACAUAGUUUGUAGAGUUUUUAAAAUGAAAUUAGACCAAAUGAUGACCGAUUUCAAGAAGAAUAAUUUCUUUGGCAAAAUGAUGGUUUAUGUGUUGAAAAAUGGACAUAAAUUAGGUAAUGCAAAUGUGGUGCCGUAUAGUCCUAUUCUCUUAAUGCGUUAUCAAGCUCAUGUUAAUAUAGAAUAUUGCAACAAAUUCAACUCAAUCAAGUAUUUGUUCAAAUAUGUAAACAAAGGUCCUAAUAGAGCAACAAUUAAAAUUACAGACAAGGAGAAUGAAUCUACAGAGAUGCGUAUUGUUGAUGAGAUAAAAAGAUACUAUGAUUGUAGAUAUUUAUCUGCAUGUGAAGUAGUUUGGCGAAUUUUUGGUUUUGAUAUCCAUCAUCGAUGGCCAGCUGUUCAACGAUUAAAUUUUCACUUACAAGAUCAACAACCAGUUUUGUUUAAAGAUGAUGAUCGAAUUGAUGAUGUAUUGCAUAAGAAUGAGAAUAUGAACACCAUGUUCCUAGCUUGGUUUGAAGCUAACAAAAAAUUUGAGGAAGGUAGAAACUUGACCUAUGCUGAAUUUCCAACAAAGUUUGUUUGGAUGUCUCAACAAAAACAAUGGAAACCAAGAAAGCAAGGUUAUAGUAUUGGUCGACUAACAUAUGUUCCUCCAGGAUCAGGUGAAUGCUACUACAUGAGAAUCUUACUAACAAAACAAAAAGGUUGUAUUGAUCAUGAUAGUAUAAAGACAAUUAAUGGUAAAACAUUCUCCACAUACCAAGAGGCUUGCCAAGAAUUAGGAUUAUUGGCAGAUGACAAAGAAUUCAUUGAUGCCAUUAAAGAGGCUAGCCAUCUUGCAUCUGGAAAUCAACUUAGAAGGUUAUUUGUUGCUUUGUUAAUCAUGAAUACAAUGUCUAAGCCAAAUGUUGUUUGGGAUGCAACUUGGACUUUACUUGCAGAUGAUAUCCUAUAUCAAAAAAGAAAAGACUUGAACAUACCAGAUUUUCAAAUUGAAGAGCAUGAUUUACACAAUCUUUGCUUACUAGAAGUACAAGAACUUCUAAAUUCAAAUGGGCGAGCUUUAUUAGAUUAUAGUUGCCUUCCUCAACCUGAUCUUUCAAAUUCAUUCAAAUUUCAGAACAGGAUCAUUGUUGAUGAAAUGAAUUAUGAUAAAGAACAAAUGGAGAAGCUACAUCAAUCUCUAUUGCAGUCUGUCACUAAUGAGCAACUACAUGUUUAUAACAGAAUUAUGACAGCAGUGAACUUAGAGAAAAAUAUAUCUUUGGAAACUUUUGUCAGCUGCUAUUAG